UUUCACGUAACUACUUGAAGAUCCACGGCACUGAACGAAGAAGCCGGUAAAGGCUCGAGUACUCUCUUCUCGAUCGACGUCGUAUUCUCUAGGCCAAUAUGAAGUACAUUACUAUGAAGCCGAAGAAAUUGGGCAUCAUCGGUGGCCUCUUCCUCAUCUUUGGAUUCUGCGUGAUCGCGUUCCCUCCGUUCUUCAGAUCGCAACUGAAAAAGCGAGUAACACUGAAGCCUAAAUCCAUCAUACGAAAAUUCUGGUCACACUUACCAUUUCCGUUGGAUUUCAAAGUUUAUCUGUUCAACGUGACGAAUCCGAUGGAAAUUACGGCAGGAGAGAAACCAAUUGUCCAGGAAGUGGGACCAUUCUUUUACGACGUAUAUCAACACAAGGUAAAUCUGGUUGAUCGAGAAGAAGAUGACAGUGUGGAGUACAGCACGAGAACUACUUGGUUUUUCAAUCCAUCGUUAAGUAGCCCAUUAACUGGCGAAGAAGAGCUAGUCAUUCCUCAUCUAUUUAUUAUCGGCAUGGUCAAGCUUGUCCUCAAAUACGAGCCAAAAGCUGCAGGAAUGUUCAAUAAAGUUGUGGACAUUAUGUUCCACAAGCCCAGUUCUAUCUUCGUGAGGGUGAAAGUAAGAGAGAUUCUCUUCGAUGGUUUGCCUAUCGACUGCACAGGGAAAGAUUUCGGUUCGAAAGUAAUUUGCAACGUAUUGGAGCAAAGAGAUGACGUUUUCCAACGUGCUGGACCUGGACAAUAUUUGUUCUCUAUUCUUGGUCCUAAAAAUGGUACCAUUGCUCCUAACCGUAUACGAGUACUACGUGGGACAAAGGAUUACAAAGACAUAGGAAAAGUGAUCGAACUGAACGGGCAGAAAAAGUUGAAUGUCUGGUCCGGGGAUGAAUGUAAUACGUUCAAUGGCACGGAUGCGACGAUCUUCGCGCCAAUUCUCACGGAGAACGAGGAUAUGGCGACGUUUUUAGCCGAAUCUUGUAGAAGCUUCAUUAUACGUUUUUCUCACAAGAACAAAGUCAAAGGCAUCAACACGUACCAUUAUACAACUGAUUUAGGUGACAUGAGUACAAAUCCUGCGGAAAAGUGUUUCUGUCCCACACCGAAGACUUGUUUGACGAAAAAUCUUUUCGACUUGUCUAAAUGUGUAGGUAUUCCAAUUAUCCUUUCUUUGCCACAUUUCCUUGGAUCAGAUGAAAAGUACUUGAAAAGGGUUGACGGACUUCAUCCCAACGAGGCAAAAGGUGGCAAAGUUCGAGUUAAUGAGAAACUUUCCAAAAUGUUUGUUCCCGUUGGUAUGGAUUGAUCAGGGUUUAACGAUCCCCAAUAAGUUUAUGGUAAUAAUAAUAAUCGGGUUCAAGCUAAUGAGCACAAUCAGGUUUAUGAGGUGGUUCAUAAUAAUAAGCGGCACUUGCAUGAGCGGAGCAGCCGCCAGAAUGUUCUUCAAAGACAAAGAGAAACGUCCUUUGAAUGUAACGCAGGUAACACCGCAAUCGGAAACUGAAAAGGAUGAAAAUGAAGAGGAUGAAAAAGAUGAAAAUGAAGAAGAUGAAAAAGAUGAAACGGGUGAACAGAUAAAAUGGGCUUACCCGACGAACAAAAUCAGUAUGAUGCGAAAUGGUGCGAUACCGCCUAUUCGCGAAUAA
Molecule: messenger RNA, 1650 nt
Organism: Heterotrigona itama
Lineage: Eukaryota; Metazoa; Arthropoda; Insecta; Hymenoptera; Apidae
Source: the annotation of a GenBank genome assembly